Molecule: messenger RNA, 336 nt
Organism: Marasmius oreades (fairy-ring Marasmius)
Lineage: Eukaryota; Fungi; Basidiomycota; Agaricomycetes; Agaricales; Marasmiaceae
Exons: 3
Coding region: 1-336 (111 amino acids)
Source: RefSeq, a predicted model, not a curated record
AUGGCAAUCAUUCACAUCGUGCAGUUUUCUUUCAAGGUUGAUACGACUCCUGAGCAAAUCGACGACGCUUGUCGCCGCUUUCUCGACCUAAAAGAAAAAUGUAUCGAUCCUAGAACAAACCAGCCUUACCUGAAAUCAGUGAUAGGUGGUCUUGACAACUCUCCCGAAGGACUGCAGGGCGGCAUGACCCACGCAUUCGUUAUCGAAUUCGAGAGAGAAGAAGAUCGCCACCACUAUCUAACCCACGAUCCAGCACAUUUGGAGUUCGGAAAGUUAAUGUUGAGCCUGGCCAAUACUGUUCGCGUGGUGGACUUUGAACCGGGAAAGUUCUUGUGA